AUGGGACGUAAACCUGUCAAAUUAUCCGUGAAGAGGAUGAAUUCGGAAGAUCCAACGAUAGAAAUCCAUGCAGAAUCUAAUGAUUCAAUAAAGUCUAUCCAUGAGAAAAUUCUGGUGGCAGCUAGAAUCCCUGUUACAGAGCAGAAAUUAUUCCACAAUGGGAAGCAACUAGAUCAGUGUCUUCACACACUCGAAGACUGCUUAAUUGAAAACGAAGCUUGGCUGGAGUUGAAGGUAGAACUCAGGUGGGACGACUCGGACGAAUCAUCAGCACUUCUCCAAAAGAUUCACAAAAUGAGUUCAAACUUUUGCCGCAUGUGCCAAGGGGAAUCUGUCUCCGAAGAUCAAGAUGUCUCGGAUCAUGAUUACAAGAACAUUCUCGAGGAGUUUAGACUCCCAGAAGAGGGUUUGGAGAUUCUUAAUUUGUAUUCUGUCCCUGCGACUAUGGUUAUGCUUUAUAAGUCACCAAUUGAAGGUAACAAAUACUAUGCUGAUUUUUUAAUAAGGUUUUCAAUGAAUCACUUACUGAUGAGUGCAGAUAAGCUUCUUGGUGAUGAAAAAGCACUUUUAGUGUUAGAAUUUUGUAAUUUGCUUAGGGAGGUAUCUAAUAAAGAUCCUCUGUAUCUGUCAUGCCGGACUACUCUAAGAAAAUUGCUGGAAAUAGGUAAGGAUGAGAUACAUCUCAAUAAUGGGUUACUCACAAUGCACGAAAUUUUAGUGUUUUUUAAAGAGUCGUUAGGAGCCCUAUUACAUGGAUUGCGCGAGACCACCUACCCGACCGCACACGUUCAGUCUUUGAAAAUUCAAUUUCGGGACUUCCGGACAUUCUCACGCGCAUUAUGUCAAGCAAUUGUUGGUCAGGCGGGAGCCGCUGAAGAUGGUGAGGUUGAUAAUGUUGAUGAUGAGACAGAUGAAGAUGGUGAGGUUGAUAAUGAUGAUGAUGAGACAGAUGAAGAUGAUGAGGUUAAUAAUGAGGAUGAUGAGCGUAAGGUUGAUAAUGAGGAUGAUAAGCGUACAAAAAAGAUAGUUCGGGCCUCGAAUAGAGCAAUUAAAUUUGGAUUUAGAGAAGUAUUGAAAAGAAUGGAGGCGCAUCUUAGUCGUCUGCUGCUUAUAGUACAAGUAUCGACAUAUACUGAUGCUUUGGUAUUUAAUGAUGCAAUGCGUUCUAUUUCAUUUUUGUAUGGCGCCAUUCUGAAAGAAUUGAACAGCAUGUCUCAGCUUGUGAAGGGUGGUAGAGAUGAGUUUGGGCUGGUAUUAGAGGGUCAUAAGUGUUCACUGCAACUGAUGAUUAAAAACUUUACAAGGAAAGAUGAUUAUAUUUGGCUUCUUGAGCACAGUGCUGUGCCUGAUUCUGAAUCCAUGAUACAUUUACUCAUGAUGAAGAUGAUCCCUGAGGAAAAAUUAUACGACGCAGAGCUCUAUUAUCCUCUUAUUCGCUGGUCUAGAUAUCUAGACGUAAAGCUGUAUAAGAAAUUCAAAAAGAAGGAUCUUACAGAUUCUCAAGUAUUGCAGGAUUGGUUAUGCAAGUUGUGCCAAAUUCUAUUCAAACCACAAAAUCGUCUUUUUCUGGCGUGCCCAAAUGAUCCAACAAAAUUCUAUCCUAAUCCUGAAUUGGAGCCAGAGCCAUUUCACUGGGAUUGUUUUGAAAUUUGUGGUAAGGCGAUUGCAUUGGCAUUGAUGCAUGAAGUACACGUAGGUGUUGCUCUUCAUCGUGUCUUUCUUUUGCAACUGGCUGGAAAGGAUAUUUCCGUAGAAGACGUAAGGGAUGCAGAUCCAUCUUUUUACAAUAACGAGGCCUAUAAGGAACCUUUUCAUGAUGAUGAUCAAAUUCAGAAUGAAUUUAUCAAGUCAAUAGCAGAAAAGAUACGCUUUUUCAAAAAGGGCUUUGAUAGUGUUUUUGAAAAAUCAAUCUUCCAACAGCUAUCUGAUAAUGGAAUAGAGCCUGAAGACCUUAACCUAGUUCUAAAAGGAAGCAUAGAACUUGAAUUUAAUUCUGAUGAGAAUCUUGAGGACAAGCAAAAUGAUGCUUUGAUGCCCCAAGAUAAUGAAAGUGAUCCCCUGACGUACAGGUACUUAAAGUUCAAUCUACAAAAGCUUAAUAUUCCGAAGUGGCAAAAGGGUAAGCGUCUCGGAGAGGGAAAAUUUGGAAAAGUGUUUGAAGGAUAUGCUCCUGGCGGUUUCUUUUUUGCCAUAAAGGAAAUAAAAAUUGAACCUGAGUUAAGACAUCCAAAUAUAGUCAAAUACUAUGGCAUGGAGGAGCGUGAACGGGAUCUCUAUAUUUUUCUGGAGCUUGUAACUACAGGUUCCCUCCAACGUGUGUAUGUGUUAGAUAAUCAGAGUACCUAA
Messenger RNA from Manihot esculenta (cassava), 2346 nucleotides. Its product is annotated as E3 ubiquitin-protein ligase UPL5-like. Bases 1 to 2346 code for a protein of 781 amino acids. The transcript has 4 exons. The record is from RefSeq and is a predicted model, not a curated record. Gene Ontology annotation, biological process: positive regulation of protein catabolic process; proteasome-mediated ubiquitin-dependent protein catabolic process; protein phosphorylation. NCBI's taxonomy places the organism in Eukaryota, Viridiplantae, Streptophyta, Magnoliopsida, Malpighiales, Euphorbiaceae. Gene Ontology annotation, molecular function: ATP binding; protein binding; ubiquitin-protein transferase activity.